AGGAAGGAGGCAACAGGUGUUGUGCUUGAUCUGGUUCCCCCGUGAGAUUUUGUUCCCCCUGCCGCGGGAGCGCGCACGCCUUUUUGGAAAGCAAAAACCGAUGUCGUACGGCGUCGUACGGCGUCAGCACUACGUUGUUUUCAAUAAAAACAUGAAGCACAACAGGAAGGAAGUUGGGGGGCGUUUAUGUGGGGUAGGGGGGCUCCGAAUUCAUUCAGUGUUUUCCCCGGUUAGGUUAGUCUCGAACAAUUACCGGGUCGAUAUACAAUAUUGCUUUUCCAUAACACUUGGGUUAUGGCGGUGAUGAAGAUACAAGAUCAGCCAUCCUUGCUCAGAGCCAUCUUCAAUUUCGACCCAGAGGAAGUUCGAGCCCUCAUAUUCAAGAAAGAGGAUGUCAAUAUUCAGGAUACUGAAAAGAGGACACCACUACAUGCUGCAGCCUACCUGGGUGUCACUGAGAUCAUUGAGCUGCUCAUCCUCUCAGGAGCCAGAGUUAAUGCCAAAGAUAACAAAUGGUUGACCCCACUUCACCGUGCGGUGGCUUCAUGCAGCGAGGAUGCCGUGGCCGUGCUGCUGAAGCAUAGCGCCGAUGUCAACGCCAGGGACAAGAACUGGCAGACGCCACUUCACGUAGCGGCGGGCAACAAGGCCGUGCGCUGCGCCGAAGCGUUAGUCCCGCUGCUCAGCAAUGUCAACGUGUCGGACCGGGCAGGACGCACCGCUCUGCACCACGCUGCCUUUAGUGGACACAUGGAGAUGGUGAAGUUGCUGCUGUCAAGAGGCGCGAACAUCAAUGCAUUCGACAAGAAGGAUAGGAGGGCCAUUCACUGGGCUGCCUACAUGGGUCACCUUGAGGUCGUUAAGUUACUGGUGAGCAGUGGAGCUGAGGUGGACUGUAAAGACAAGAAGGCCUACACCCCGCUGCAUGCAGCUGCUUCCAGCGGGAUGUGUGGUACUGUACACUACCUGCUGGGCUUGGGGGUCCAGGUGAAUGUCGCGAAUGCCUACGGCAACACUCCACUCCACCUGGCGUGUUAUAACGGCCAGGAUGUGGUGGUCAUUGAGCUCAUCAAGGCGGGAGCUGGCGUCAACCAGGUCAAUGAGAGGGGAUUCUCUGCCCUCCAUUUUGCCUCCUCCUCACGCCAAGGGGCACUGUGCCAAGAGCUACUGUUGGCCCAUGGGGCCCACAUCAACAUGCGGAGUAAGGAUGGAAAGACGCCCCUCCACAUGGCAGCUACCCAUGGCAGGUUCUCCUGCUCUCAGGCCCUCAUACAAAAUGGAGCCGAGAUUGAUUGCGUGGACAGGGACAGAAACACCGCCCUUCACAUCGCCGCACGCUACGGCCACGAGCUCAUCAUCACAGCGCUCGUCAAGCACAGAGCCUGCCUUGCCAAGAAAGGUAUUCACGGGAUGUUCCCGCUACACAUGGCAGCUCUCACCGGCUUCCCCGAUGGCUGCAGGAAGCUGCUGUCCUCAGGUACAUUCAUGUUGACACCUUUCCAAGGCCAUGGCAUCACCGUAGUUGACAGCUUAUUUGUCUCAGGAUUUGACAUUGACACUCCCGAUGAUUACGGACGGACCUGUCUACAUGCUGCUGCAGCUGGAGGGAACUUGGAGUGCCUGAAUCUGCUGCUAAACGUUGGAGCAGACUUUAACAAAAAAGACAACUAUGGACGGACUCCACUUCAUUAUGCAUCGGCCAACUGUAAUUACCACUGUGUGUUUGCCCUGGUGGGCUCCGGGGCAAGCGUCAAUGAGCUGGACCAGAGAGGCUGCGGCCCCCUGCACUACGCCGCUGCGGCCGACACCGAUGCAAAAUGCGUGGAAUACCUUUUGAGGAACAAUGCUGAGCCAGGUGUAAGGGACCAACAGGGGUACAGUGCUGUCCACUAUGCAUCAGCCUAUGGCCGCACACUCUCACUGGAGCUGAUGGCAAGUGAAACGCCUCUUGACGUGCUAAUGGAGUCUUCAGGAACAGACUUCCCAAGUGACUCUGAGAGCCACGGGCAAAUCAGUCCGCUCCACUUGGCGGCUUAUCACGGACACUGCGGAGCCUUAGAAGUCCUCUUGUCCUCCAUGCCAGAUGUGGACGUGUGUAACCCUCAAGGCCGCACCCCUCUCAGCCUGGCCUGCUCCAGAGGUCACCAGGAGUGUGUCUCGCUGCUACUGCACCGCGGCGCCUCACCUAUGGCCUUUGAUUACUCCCACAAAAUGACGGCUCUACAUGCUGCAGUUAUAAAUGGCCACUCGGGGUGCCUGCGACUCCUCAUGAGCAACAAUGACCAGCACAUCAAUUUGGACGCACUAGAUGUCAACAAGCAGACCCCGCUGAUGUUGGCUGUGCUGAAUGGACACACUGAGUGUGUGUAUUCGCUGCUCAGUCAAGGAGCCAAUGUCCAGGUCCAAGACCGCUGGGGCAGGACGGCCCUCCACCGAGGGGCGGUGACAGGCCAGGAGGAGUGUGUGGAGGCUCUCCUCCAGCGAGGGGCCAGCGCAUGUGUGAAGGACAUUCGCGGUCUCUCCCCUCUUCACUUGGCGUCCGCCUGUGGUCGUGUGGGCGUCCUUGGUGCUAUGCUGCAGGCGCCCGGCACCUCCAAUGCUCUCUUGCAGCAAACUGACAACAAAGGCUACACGCCGCUACACUGGGCCUGCUACAGCGGAUGUGAUGCUUGUGUAGAGUUGUUGUUAGAGCAGGAAGCCUUCCGGAAGAUAAAAGGCAACACGUUCAGCCCGUUGCACUGCGCAGUUAUGAACGACAACGAAGGAGUUGCUGAGAUGUUAAUCGAUUCCCUCGGGGCAAACAUCAUCGACUCCACCGACUCCAAGGGCAGGUCCCCGCUUCACGCUGCCGCUUUCGCAGAUCGCGUCGAGUGCAUUUCCCUGCUGCUCAGUCACCGAGCUCAGGCCAACAUUGCGGACACGCACACACGUAGGACGCCGCUGAUGAUGGCAGCUCUCAACGGGCAAACCAACGCCGUCGAGGUGUUGGUGAGCAGCAGCAAGGCAGACUUUGCUCUGCAGGACAUCGACAGGAACACAGCCUUACACUUGGCUUGUAGCAAGGGUCAUGAGACGUGUGCCUUGCUGAUCCUGGAGAAGAUCAGAGAUAAGAAUCUCAUUAACUGCACCAACGCCUCUCUGCGCACGCCACUCCACGUUGCAGCCAAAAACGGAUUAACAGUUGUUGUCCAGGAACUUCUGGGCAAAGGAGCAAGUGUGCAAGCUGUGGAUGAGAAUGGUUACACACCUGCUCUGGCCUGCGCCCCCACCCGCGACGUGGCCGACUGCCUGGCGCUCAUCCUCAACUCCAUGAUGCCCGCCUCGCCCAUGGUCACCAUAGCAACUCUGCCCGUCUUUUCCCUCCCUCACACGGUCAUCAACCAUCACCCCGUGUCCAAUCACGUGGCGAAGGGCGUGGCCUUUGACACCCUUCCUACUCUAAGGCCGGACCGCACGACGUACUGCCGACCCGAGCGCCCCCUCUCCAGCGUCACGACCGAUGAAGAACUGAACGACUCGGAUUCAGAGACCUACUGAGGACUGCGGCCACUCCCCGUAGCGUUGAAGGCCAGUGUGUCACUCAGGAACCUUAACAGAUCACUGACACAUAGAAAACACAAAAGAAGGGGGUAAAUGCAAAUAGAAACUAAAUUCAAUGAAACCAUCUUUUUGAUAGACCUUUAAAUAAUGCAAUGCUUACUUUAUUCGCUCACAGAAACAGUACACUACAUUUCUUUGGGGAACCAGUGGCAGGCAUUUGCUACCUGGUCUUUCACCAGGGAUUUACCAGAUGAUUAAUAUCGCCUCUCUGAUGGCAAUUGUAGGAACCUUCAAUACUUUCCAAACGUUUUAGUGAAGAGAAUAUCCGAGGACUAAUGAACACAAACUUGCAUAUUCUAAAUGGGACCAGGUGAGUGAAUGACAAGCCUUGCUUUUGGGCAUGUUAUAUUUUUAGAUCUUCAGACAACUUUGACACACAGAUCUUGGCGAACCACUAGAGAGGUUCCUAUUGAAGCUUGUAUGAAUUUGAAUUGAGAGGAACCGGAAUGAAUGCUUAGAAAAGGGAGUGCAUUCAACUUCUUUUUAUGAAGGAUUGUUAUGGAAUCAGCAGCCCCAACGACUUGAUGUUUGAGUGAGUAUGUGCAUGAGUGAGUAAUUAUUAAAUAUUGCCUUUUCAGGAAUAAGCACCUUUCCUGAAGGGGAUGAAGACUAUUUGGUGCAAUGUUUGUAAAGAAGAAGUCAAAAUAAAGAUAUUUGUUUUUAUUAA
Messenger RNA from Syngnathus typhle (broad-nosed pipefish), 4267 nucleotides. It is a transcript of the gene ankrd28a, whose product is annotated as serine/threonine-protein phosphatase 6 regulatory ankyrin repeat subunit A. Bases 295 to 3537 code for a protein of 1080 amino acids. Gene Ontology annotation, molecular function: protein binding. Lineage: Eukaryota; Metazoa; Chordata; Actinopteri; Syngnathiformes; Syngnathidae. The transcript is spliced from 28 exons. The record is from RefSeq and is a predicted model, not a curated record.